Messenger RNA from Williopsis jadinii, 726 nucleotides. RefSeq lists its product as uncharacterized. Bases 11 to 673 code for a protein of 220 amino acids. NCBI's taxonomy places the organism in Eukaryota, Fungi, Ascomycota, Saccharomycetes, Phaffomycetales, Wickerhamomycetaceae. The record is from RefSeq and is a predicted model, not a curated record. The transcript is spliced from 5 exons.
UAAUGGAACUAUGGCUGAUAGAAUAAGAGAUAGGCAAAGAAACGCAGCACAGGUAGCAGAAAGAGCAUUAGAAGAAAUUAGAUAUGAUGGUACUUUUGACCAUGAUCCCAACUCUGAAAACAUCAUUGAGGAUGAACACCAACGACCACAGAGACCGCGGAGCUCAGUGUAUAAUCCAGGACUUGAAAAGUGUUGGGAUUAUUGCCAUGCUCUCCUUAUCGAUGCAGAAUUACGAUCUUUUUGUUGUGAUCGGGGAAAAGUUUCACCCGGCGAGAUAUUCAAAGAACCUCCACAGUACAUGAAGGACAUCUUAUUGGAUCCAAUCACUACAGUUCUUUCACUAUCAUCUUUGGAUUCUAAAAGUACUGAUGAUUCGAGAGGUGGAACUUCCUCAAUGACCAUCAAUGGACGUUUAUUCCAUAUAUUUGAUGAAAUUUAUACACUAGAUCCAGGAUUAGCUACAAAUCGUCAUCUUGAAUUGCUUAGAGGUGUUCUUCAAAAAGAUGAAGAAUAUAAUACACUUGAGGACUACAUUAGCAAAAUUGAAAUUGUUCAACAGGAAAUUACAGAGAUGGGCUCAACAAGAGAAGAGACCAUUGUUCAAUUUACCAAUAUUGAACCAACAGCACCAACAAAUUCAGAACAUCAUACUUCUUUAUUACUAGAGGUUUAAGAGUUUGAUUUGGCGCGCAGGAACAUAAUAGCAAAACAGACUUCAUUUUCAGU